This is a messenger RNA of Plutella xylostella (diamondback moth), 13452 nucleotides long. The record is from RefSeq and is a predicted model, not a curated record. Lineage: Eukaryota; Metazoa; Arthropoda; Insecta; Lepidoptera; Plutellidae.
CUUCUGUCAGUGUCAGUCUGGUUUUUGGUUACUUUCGGUUUGGUUGUUUCGUCUUCAUCAAAUUUAUUUUACAAUCGUUACUUUUUUCUCGUUUAGUAACUUACACAGUUUGUGUCCUCGCUGUGAAUAUCCUGUAAUUAAAUAUUGAUUGUGCCGAUAAACCGAUCUAAGGUGUUUAUGUUUAAUGAAUAACAAAUACAAUAUAAAGUUUUUGAAAAUCAAACUCAAUACAAAACAAAGUGAAACAUUCUUUGAUAAAGUGGUUCUUAUAAAAAGUGCUUCAAGUUAGUGAAAGUUUAAAUUAGUUUUAAGUUGCAUGAACUAUACACAAUAUUUGCCUUCAUUUAGUCACUUCAAUAAAAGCUAGGAGGUGACAAUGUCCACGGAUGAAGAUGGAGAUAAAUUGAAGUUAUUUUGGGAUCUUUUUUUUAAAGCUGAAACUGGAACAUAUGAGAAAUCUACAUGGCUGGAUCUAUUUCUCGCAGAAUUCCUGAUAAGACUUAAUGAAGGGGGUGAUCCUAAAGAACUUAUUAAAUUCUGCCCUAUUAGCGGUGUGGUGACCCUAGUGGGGUGCGAGCUGCUAUGCGGCAUCCACCGCGUGACGUCAGCCAUCAACGCUCACUACACGUUGCCCGUGCCAUGUCUCGAGAACCCCUGCACUAGCCUCGAGGAUGCCCCGCCCGAGAAGCCUCAGGAAGACCAGGAGAAGGCAGACCCUGCUCCAGGAACGGGCCUGUUUAGCCGCGCCAAUGCCCAGUCUUCCACGGAGAUACUAAGGAACUACCUGCUAAGUGGAGUUGCCUGGAGAUGCCUAAUUUUACUCAAAGCCCUUGGUGUGGAGGGUUUGUCCUGCUGCCGCCAGCUGAGCUCCGUGCUGAUAUGGGUGUGCGGCGAGCUGGGCGCGGGCGCGGCGGGUGGCGCGGGGGGCGCGGGCGGGGCGCGCAACCCCCACGUGCCGGUCUCGCGCGCCCACGACCAGAUCUACCAGCUGUUGGAGAACAGGAUAUGGAGCAAACAGAAGCUUGGCAGCAGUCAGCCGAAGCUCAGCUCGUCUGCUACAAAGGAAUCAGCAUCUGGAAGGGGUCGCCGCGUGAGCCAGGCGCGCGGCGCGGACGUGGUGGACGGGCCGGCGCGCCGCGGCGCCUCGCCCGACCCCUCCAGCGACUCCGGCUCCGACGCCGACCUGCAGCUGCUCAACCGCUCGCUCACCAUGAAGCUCGGCCCCCCCGACCGCGACUUCGACUACUUCACCUCCCCCGCGCGCGACCCGCCGCCCGCGCCCUCCCCCUCGCUCUACGGCGACCCCUUCCACUCCCCGCGCAAGACCAAGCCCAAGGCCGUCGACUACAUGACCGACCGCCACAAGGACAUCAUCAACUCGCAGAUCUCCCUGUAUGAGUUCACGAUCCUGGUGGCGGCGCUGCUGCAGGAGCUGUGCCGCGCCGACAGCAGCCUGGCCGGCGCCGAGGGCUCGCAGAUCUCCGUGCAGUGCAUCAACUACUCGCUGCGGAACCUCUGCUCGCUGCAGUUCGGCGCCGUGCACAAGUACGACGCCAAGGAAGUCUCCCGGAUCAAGGUGGCCCUCACGGAACUGCUCAUAGUAUCGCUUGAUAAAGUUCUCGUUAGAUCAGAUCUUUGCUCGAAGCUCAUCACAAAUGGAAUAUUGCCGAUGAUACUGAGAAUAUUAGAGGAUGUCAUAUGCAAAUCUAACUCGAAAUAUCACAAAACUGACGAAAAACAGCAGAACGGUGACGCAGAACCGAUGGACGACGACGAGUCGGAGAACCAGCUGAAGUUCGUGUUCGGUAUCUCGUACUCGAUCGUGGCGUUCUUCUACUGCCUGCUGCUGCAGUGCCGCUCCGUGGAGCAGCUGCGGCAGUUCACGGAGCAGUUCCGGCUGUACGGGGAGUGCCUGAAGGGCGCGCUGCUGCAGCAGGUGGUGGCGCUCCUGGCGCGGCUGCCGGGCGCCGCCGCCGCCGCCGCGCCGCCGCUCAUCAAGAAGCUGGUGGAGGCGCUCGGCAAGCUCAUCUGCGAGAUGAAGCGCGUGCGCGGCGAGGUGCUGCACUCGGCGGCGUGCGCGCGCGCCAGGCACAAGGCGUGCCGCGCGCGCGUAGCGGCCGGCCUGCACCACCACCACGACGUGCUGGGCGAGGCGGGCGCGCCGCCCGUGCGCCCCGCCGGCUGCUGCUGCGUGGCGCUGCUGUACGGCACGCUGCUGGCGCUGGCCGGCGACGAGGCGGUGGCGGGCAGCGCGGCGCUGCGCCGCAAGCUGCUGCGCGUGCUGCUGGCCAGCGGCGCGUGCUGCUGUGUGUCGGCCGGCCACCUCAUGGAGAGCAUGGUGCGGCUGAUGCUGACGCACGGCGGCGCGGCCCCGCUGGCGCUGCAGGUGCUGGAGCGCACGGUGUACGGCGAGCUCGGGGCCAGCGUGCUGCGGGCGCGCGCGCGGGACCAGCUGCCGUGCGCUGUGUGCCAGCCCUGCGACGAGCGCCGAGCGGACUUCGGCAAGACCAAGUUCUACACGUACGGCGCGGGCGCGGUGGAGCGCAAGUCGCUGUGGUCGUUCCUCGUGCACUACAACUCGCUGCUGCAGCUGGACAACCCGGGCGGCGUGCUGGCGGCCGCGCUGGCGCACCUGCUGCGCGCCACGCCGCGCUGCCGCCGCGAGGUGCAGCACGACCUGCUGUUCAGCGUGCUGUACCCCAGCUUCAUCGUGGCCAAGCACCGCUACCUCAUCCGCGCCGAGGAGAGCGCCUACUUCCUCACCGUGUCCUGCCUCGACAUCUUCGCCAGCCUGCUCAACACGGUCUCGUUCGCGGAGCAGUUCAUCCAGAAGGGCGGGCUCAGCUACGUGCUGGAGCUGGUCGCGCUGCCCGAGUUCUCCAAGCAGUGCUGCUCGAUACUGGAGAUAGCGAUCAUCGUCGAGAUAUUCAAGAUGAUGAAGGACAACGCGACGGAGAUGAGCUACUACCGCGACAUCAACUCCUUAGUCUCUGUGCAGAUGUUGCUCAAAUCGCUGGACGACGCGACGGACAAGUGCUACAAGAUUUACAAAAUUAAGCUGCCCUCCGACAAGUUCGAGGAGCUGACUGACGUGAGCAAAGAGCUCGAGGCUUUCGGAACGGAGAUAGAGAGGCGGGACUCCGCCGUGCUAGCCACAAGAAAGUCCUCUACAGCUGUCCCUAUAAAGACCAGUUUCGCGUACAGCGAGAACGAGACAGAAGACGGUGUUGAAGACUACAUCGAAGUGCUCCGCUCGGUGUGUACAUUCUGGCGCUGCGCGGCGGGGCUGUGCCUGUGCGCGCCGCUGCUGCGCCGGCGGCUGGCGGGGGGCGGCGCGCUGCGCGACAGCUACGCGCUGCUGCGGCUGCUGCUGCACGCGCUGCACGACGCCGGGGAACACGAGACCCGGCAGCUGGUGAAGAUCAUUGAAGCGCUUCUUACUGUGCAGUUUGCACUAUCAGACGAGACAUCAGGUCGCUCCAAAGCGCUAUCCUGCUCCAUAGUGGGCGGGUGGCGCGGCGGCGGGGCGGGGCGGCGCGCGCUGUGCGAGGCGCUGCUGCGGGUCGCCGCCGCCGCGCCCUCCGCCCGCCUCGCCAUGCCGCCCAGGGACCCGCCCAAGGUGACGCUAUCCUGCUCCAUAGUGGGCGGGUGGCGCGGCGGCGGGGCGGGGCGGCGCGCGCUGUGCGAGGCGCUGCUGCGGGUCGCCGCCGCCGCGCCCUCGUCCCGCCUCGCCAUGCCACCCAGGGACCCGCCCAAGUUGCCGCCGCUAGCUUGCGUCCCCGGCAGCGAGUCGUCCCUGGAGCGGUGGUCGAGUGACGAGAGCAUCGCGCCGCCCUACGCCAGCGACCACAGCGAGCCCGCCCGCCCUGACGCCGGCUACGAGGCUGACGUGGAGAUCGGCAAGUUCGACCAGCCCACUACACACAAGGUUCUCAAACCUUCUAACAAUACAACUUGCAGCGGACACGUUAUUGGACUGGAACCGGAGCCGGCGGAGGCGGACGUGCAGUGUCCGGUGUACGCCCGCAGCGGCGCGCUGGCGCACCCCGAGCUGUGCCUCAUCGUCGUCGACAUGCUCACUGAGCUGAUACACAAAGUGAUGUCAGGCGACAGCAGUUGUCUCACUCUGGCGAAGGCGUGCUGCGCGCGUCUGUCGCAGUCACUCGCGCGCGCGCCGCCCCCCAAGACCCCGCUGCGUCUGUUGAAGGCAUUACUAUCUGGCGCUGGAGCAGACCUGCUCAGCACUAGUGACCCUAAACUUGAAGAGCUACAACGCAGCGUGCUCGAGCUAAUAGAAGUGGUAGCAGCUUCAGGCAUCGAGCCGAGCGAGCUAGCUCUAUACCUGAAGCUGCUGCAGCGCGGGGCGGCGCCGCUGGGCGCGCUGCUGGCGACGCUACAGCGGCUAGCCGCGGCCGCCGCGCCGCACACUCCGCCGUGUCUGCUGGCGUUCCCUUCACCGCCUACUGACGAGUACCAGCCACCGCCGGCCCCAGAGCCCGGACAAAGCAACUCGCAGAGUCACCAAGCAGAGACCUUCGCGAGGCAUCUCUUCGACCAACAUACGAAAGCUGGUAUAAAAUCGUCGUGGUCAUCCGCGGCUGCUAGAUGCGGCAUCGAGGGCGCGGGCUGGGGCCCGUGGCUGCAGGGGUUCGCCGCCGUCGCCUGGCUGCAGGCCGCCUCACCCGCCCCCACCACUACUCACGCUGACACAUCAGAAGACAGUGAGGCGCCGCCCGCCCCCGCGCCGCGCCGCCCCGCGCAGCCCGCAGACUUGGCGCAUCUCUUCUCUAUAGGACACGACUCGCUCAUGUUCGAAGUGUGGAUGGAUCCUACUACUGGCAUCCUAACGUUCCGCCUGAGCCGUCCCGAAGCCAGCAGUUACAAGGUGCUCAGCGAGACGAGUGUGGAAGCCAUACCGCUACAGCAGUGGUGCUGUCUCGGACUCAAUGUCAAGGAACUUGUUCACAAGAGGAAGAUUCACAUACAGGUCACAGUGUUUGUGAAUGGAUGCGAAAUCGAAACAGUAUCGUUGCCGCUGCAAGGAAUCCUGGUCCGCAAGAUAAUGCCGACAAUGGUUCUCAUCGGGCAGUACGGGGGCGGCGCGCCGUGGUACCUGAGCGACGUGAGCGUGUAUAGAGCGCCCUGCCUGUGCCGCGGGGGGGCGCUGCGCCGCGCCGCGCUCGGCCCGCUCGCGCCCACCUCGCUCGACGCACCGGUGGAAAAGCAGUUUCCAAACUACGCCCUCGUCACUACGCCAGAGCUAUUGGAUAGAAAUGUUGACUGGGAUCAGGUAUUCGACAUGACGCCGAGCAAAGCGAAGGAGUUGGAAGACAACAUACUGCUGACGUUCUCGGCGAGCUCGCCCGCCACCAUGAAUCUGUACCACCAGACCGUCGCGCUGCCCACUGUAUUCGCGGGUCGCGUCGGCUCAACAGCGAGCCUGCUAGCGUCAUCAGCGGCCGGCAUCGCCGUCUCAUCCGGGCCUUCCUCAUCCAUCCCUGAGGCUCUCAACGUGACGUGGACCGGCGCCCCGCUGCCGAGCCAGCACAGGGGCGUCCCACCUGCAGUUUAUAUGCUGGGGGGAGUGGAUGUGCUGCUGUUUAUGUUUGCUAGGGUAGUAGAACUAGACAGCACCGACGAGGAGCAAGCGACGGCUCUCUCCAUCCUGCUACAACUCUGCCUGGUGGACCAGCAGCUGUACUGCUCGCUCUACUGUGACGAGAAGCUGGCCAUGCUGAACACCGUGCUCGCUUCUAACCGGUGCAAGUUUACGCAUCACAUGCUGAAGAGUUUCCUAGACGCGGCCUGCAACGUGCCAAUACUCACGAUAUCCGGCUCGCGUAUCGUAGUUCGUUCACGUACGGACGUGUGCGUGCGAGAACCCUGCGCCAUCAUUCUAUGUGUGCGAGCCGCUAAGGAUAUGGAUCAAGAGGAAUACCGCUGGGAAGAAGACGGCCGGCUGGCCCGCGGCUCGCUCUGGGCGCUGCUGCUGAGCUGCGUGUGCGCGCUGCUGGACGAGGGCGCGCCGCACCGCCAGCACAACCGCGCCCGGCUCGAGCGCGCCGAGCUCAUGCGGCAUCUGUUACUGGCUUGCAAGGGCGGGUGGCAGGCGCGCGGCUCGCUCUGGGCGCUGCUGCUGAGCUGCGUGUGCGCGCUGCUGGACGAGGGCGCGCCGCACCGCCAGCACAACCGCGCCCGGCUCGAGGGCGCCGAGCUCAUGCGGCAUCUGUUACUGGCUUGCAAGGGCGGGUGGCAGGCGCGCGGCUCGCUCUGGGCGCUGCUGCUGAGCUGCGUGUGCGCGCUGCUGGACGAGGGCGCGCCGCACCGCCAGCACAACCGCGCCCGGCUCGAGCGCGCCGAGCUCAUGCGGCAUCUGUUACUGGCUUGCAAGGAGCGCUUCCUGAACUCCGGUCUGGGCCCACUGGACCGCGAGUGCAGCGCCGCGCUGCUGCGAGCGCUGCGCCACCUGCCGAGCUCGCCGCCGCAGCCGCCGCACCUCGCGCUGCUCACCGACGUGCUGCUGCUGCUGCACCAGGCAAGCGACACAUUCGUUACCCACUCCCGAGCAAACUUCUACUUUCUGCUCACCUCAGAAACACAAGACACGAGCGAAAAUACAUUCCUGAACUUCAUGAGCAGAAGAAAGUCCUCAAGAAGAGGCAAGAGAAAGUCUGGCUCCACCUCAAACACAUCCAGGACUAGAUCAACCAACUCUAGCAUAAACUCAGAAGACAUAUUGUUGAAUGAAAAUAACGUCAAUGUUCUGAGAGAGAUGGCACAAAACCGCGAAGCUCAUGACAAUGAAAGUAUAAAAGAAGAUCAGAUAAGUGUGGACUCAACGAAACAGCUGAAAGGGUUCAUCAACUUGCAAAUUAAAGAGAGACGAAAACAUAACAUUUCUUCAACAUCUGUAUCUGAAAACUCCGACGUAACUCCAGAGGAAUGCAUGGCCGCGGUGGCUGGGGCUACGUCACAGGAAGCAGACGGCGUGACGUCACAGGUACCUGAAGGCGUGACGUCACAAGGGCCCGAAUCCGUGACGUCACAGCAAGCUGAAGGCGUGACGUCACCCGCUGACGGUGGCACGUCUGAAGACCUGAUGACGUCACAAGCCGUGGACGGCGCGCUCAGCGAUUACGUUGUUAUAGAUGUCGAUGACGUCACGCACACCACCGUCGAGAUGUACACCAGCGGGAUCUUUGAGCAGCGACGUGUGCGGGCCGGCGCAGAGGGCGGCUGGGCAGUCUGCGAGGGAAUACUGAACCUGCUUCACGACGCCAUCACUGUCAUGCCUGAAAGCGACCUUAAUGUGGCAGCAGCAGGGCCUCUCAAACCGGAGCGUCUAGUAGUGCUGGGCCACCACCGCAACGGCGGCGUGAGGGCAGCACUAGUGCGGGUGUUGGGCGCCUUGCAGCGACGCGCGCCGCGCCGCCCGCCGCCCCUGCUCAAUGUGCACCUGGCUGAUCAGAUAGCAUUAUACCCUGGCACGUGGGACCUGGCGACCGCCUGCGCCGGCCUGCUCACCAAGUGCGACGUGCCUCUCGAAGAUCAGCUUGAUGAUGACAUCUGGCUAGACCUGGGCGAGGAGGCGGCGUGCAGCGCGGCGCCGCUGCUGGCCGUGCUGCCGCGCUGUCUGGACGACGUGCCGCUCGCGCACAACAUCACGCUGCUCGUGCGGAGACUCAUCGACAAGGUGUCGCUGAAAGCUCUCAGUGAGGUAGCAGUGGUUGAGGUGGUGGUCCGCUCCAUAAGGGCCGUCGGUGCUAUGCCCGACCAGGACUUCGAAGGCCGGGAGUUGCUGCUAGAAGAUCUCUACGAGCUACUCAACAAAAUUGCUUUGAAGGCUUUAGCUACACAGCAUAAUAUGCAGAUAGUGACAGAGAUCCACCACAUGCUGACCUACAUCGAGGCCAGCGCUUGCUCCCCGGACCCUGAAGACCCUGAAGUGGAGACUCCGUCCAGCCAGCAGGCGGGGCAGUGGGCGGCGGCGCGCGCGGCCCAGUGCCGGCUGUGUGUCGCACAGAUUACGUAUUUAGAUAAUGAGCUGAGCGCUUCGGGGAGCGCUCGGCAGACGAAUUAUUUUACUAGUGUGCUAUCAUCAGCAGUCUCACUCGCAACAGACGGCGUGCCCCGCACAGAGCUUCAAGCGAGGCGCCGCGCGGCCGUCACCAAGGCCGUCUCGCUGCUCGUGUCGCGCCCCACUCACCUGGAUCUCACCUCGGCCGAGAGGGCGCUGUUUGAGCUCACGUUUAAUAUGUUGCUUACUGCAAUAAGCGAGAGCGUGAGUGCGCGCGGCAAGUGGUGGGGCGGCGGGUCGGGCGCGGCCGAGUGGACGCCCGACCUGCACGACCUGUGCUUCUGGGCCUUCGGGGGCACCAAAGCCACCCGUCCGUUAGAACCGUACGUACUGAGGACGCUGUAUCAAGCGAACGAACAGACGCAACUUGCCGCCACGCCCACCGACCCCGCCGCACAGCGGAAGCUAGCGGUAUACCUCCUGCGAGUCCUCCAACGCAUCCACCUGAGCAACAGCGCGAUGCCGGCGCCGCUGCUGCCGCUGGCCAUCACGGACUGGGCGCGCGGCUGGGCGCUGGCCACGCAGGCCGCGCUGCCCGACCGCCUGCUCGCAGGUCUCGCCGACAGUACGACACCACGUCUUCAUCUCAUACACGCUUGUAGAUACGCUGUUUGUUGUACAGUGCAGCUGAGCAACAGCGCGCUGCCGGCGCCGCUGCUGCCGCUGGCCAUCACGGACUGGGCGCGCGGCUGGGCGCUGGCCACGCAGGCCGCGCUGCCCGACCGCCUGCUCGCAGGUCUCGCCGACAACGUUGUUCGCGAAGAAGCGGUGCGACUGUCGCGCGCCGACCGGCAACGAUGGACGAAGGCCGCUAGACCUAACAGGGAUAGUGUUGCUAAAGUCGUAUUCCGUCACGAAGCGCUCGCGACUAAAACCACCGAGAGCGCGAUGCUGAUAACCCGCAGUGUGGUGGACGAACAGAACGCGGAGAGAAAAGCAUUUAUGGAGCAUUUGAGACGUGCGCAGGCGCGGACCGUGGCCGCCGCCGAGGCCUGGCAGCGGCUGCUGGCUGACUAUACGCAUGAGCUAGCAUUGUGGCACGACCCCGCGUCGUACCCGCGCUCGUGGGCGCUGGACAGCACGGAGGGCGCGGGGCGCGUGCGCGUGCGCCUGCGCCGCGCCCACUGCGCGCUGCCGCCGCGCUUCCUGCAGCCCGACAUGCGACACAAGGCUGACACGCUCCGCCAGUGGGCGCCUCUACAACGAGUGGUCGGCGCGAUGCGGGCCCUACAGCGGGGGCUCGUGGCUAGACUACAACUGCACGAGACCGUGACGCUGAUGGCACGAGUGCGCUACGUGCGCGCCUCGCGGGACCAGCCUGGGGAGCUGCUGCUGUCUGACAGGUCGAUACAUUUCGUACCCGAGGACAGUGAAGACGAGUUGGAAGUGGAUGAAGAAGGCCCCAAGAAGAGAGAGAAAUACAUCAGCGACGCGCCAGAACAACUCAGCUGGACCUUGGAACAGGUGCGAGGCGUGGCGACCCGACGUUGGUGCCUGCGCGAGGUGGCGGUGGAGAUAUUCCUGUACACGGGCCACGCGCACCUCAUCGCCUUCGACGACCCCGCCGACCGCGCCGCCUUCCUGCGAGCACUGCCCAGGUUGUACUGUGUGUCAUGUACAUAUGUAAUACAUAGCACACGCUGGUGCCUGCGCGAGGUACAGGUGGAGAUAUUCCUGUACACGGGCCACGCGCACCUCAUCGCCUUCGACGACCCCGCCGACCGCGCCGCCUUCCUGCGAGCACUGCCCAGAUCCGAACCAGACAACCUGCAAGAGUCAAUGAACCUAUGGAGGCAGGGUCUAAUCACCAACUGGGAAUACCUGAUGCGUCUCAACGGCUUAGCCGGACGCUCAUACAACGACCUGAUGCAGUACCCGAUAUUCCCCUUCGUCAUAGCGGAUUACACGUCCAGGAUAUUGGACCUCAAUGACCCGAAGAGCUUCAGGGACUUCAGUAAACCCAUGGCGGUGCAGAAUAAGAAGCGCGAGCAGCAUUAUAUUAAUACGUAUAAUGACCUGUCAGUGGCCCGGCGCGAGGGCUGCAGGAGCGCCCUCUCGCGGCGCCCUCACCACUACGCCUCGCUCUACUCCAACUCGGGCGCCGUGCUGCACUACCUGGUGCGCGUGCCGCCCUUCACCGAGCUCUUCCUCAACUACCAGGACAACAACUUCGACAUGCCGGACCGCACGUUCCACUCGCUGCAGACGACGUGGCGUCUCAUCACGCAGGACUCGCCCACCGACGUCAAGGAGCUCAUACCGGAGCUGUUCUUCUUGCCUGAGCUGUUCAAGAAUACCGAAGGCUUGAAUCUCGGCGUGCGUCAGUGCGGCGCGGCGGUGGACGACGUGGAGCUGCCCCCCUGGGCGGCCGGCGACCCGCGUCUCUUCACGCUCAUACACAGACAGGCCCUAGAGAGUCCCAUAGUGACGGAGCAGCUGCCGCACUGGAUCGACCUGGUGUUCGGAUACAAGCAGACCGGCCAGGCCGCCAUCGACGCUAUCAACGUGUUCCCGGCUUGUACGUACUACGGCUUCGACCCGUCCGUCCUAGAAGACUCUCUAGAGCGCACGGCGGCGGAGGCGAUGGUGCGCACGUACGGGCAGGCGCCGCGCCAGCUGCUGCGCGCGCCGCACGCCAGGCCGCAGCCGGACCUGCACCCCGCGCCCCCCGCGGAGGAAGUCUGGUCGGGCGUGAGCGGCGCCCGCUGGGGUGCCUACGUGGGCGCCCCCCCCUCCCCGCCCCCGCGCGCCACCCGCCGCUCGCUGCCCGACGCGCGCAGCCUGCAGCCGCUGCCCGCGCCCCGCGCCGCUGCGGCUGCGCCUAGGCACGCGUGUCUUGUUGCUACACCUGGUCGGAAUAGUGAGGGUAGCUCGCUGCCCGACGCCCGCAGCCUGCAGCCGCUGCCCGCGCCGCGCGCCCCCGCCGCCGCGCCUAGGCACGCGUGUCUUGUUGCUACACCUGGCACAAACUCGACCUCGAACCAGCAAUCAGGUCUCGGCUGCAUGUCGGCGGCGCUGCUGUCGUGGGGCCACGCGGACCGCACGCUGCGGCUGAAGCGACGGGACGCGCGCCCCGAGCCCGUGCUCACCGUGCCGCCGCACCGACACAUAACAUCCGUAGCGACAUGCCUGAGCGGCGCGUGCCCGGUACUCGUAGGCGACUCGAGCGGCCGACUCAUGGCUCUCCUAGACCUGGGCACCGUGGCCACUCGGGCCCAGCUGUUGCACGCACACACCGACGCGAUAGUGGACAUCAAUGUGUGUGUGAGGGGCGGGCUGGUGGCCACGGCCAGUGUGGAUGGACUGGUGGUGCUGUGGGAUCUUAAUAAACUAACCUACAUCCGAACUCUACCGAACCGUGACAUGGUACCCGUAACGCACGUCACCAUAAGCGAUACUUUAUGCGACGUCGCCACGGUCCACGACUUGUCGGCGCCGCGGGCUGCCGUAUCGACCGAGAAAACAGACAAGUCCGAUGUGGACGACAGCGACAGUUAUGAAAAGGACAACUGCAACUUUAGCUCGUUGAUACGGGUGCACACUUGCAAUGCUACGUUUGUUGGUAGCGUGAAAGUUGUUGAGAAAGUCACUGCUGUCUGCUACUCCAAUGCUCCUGAAGGUGUAAGUGUGAACAGUAUAGCGGCUGGUUUGUCGACGGGCGGAGUGCGACUGUACUCGUCGUGGGAUCUUCGGCCAGUGUCGUACAUACCGCCAGUCACGGCGGGCUUAGCACUUAUAAGCAUAUGCUACUCAUGCGACGGCGACGUCCUAUUCGGCAUCACGGAGGGCGGCGGCGGCGUGGCGUGGGACGCCGGGCGCGGGCGGACGCCCCUGCGCCUGCUGCCCGCCCACGCGUUGCUCUGACGACGGCGCCUGCGCUGCCGCUGCUGCCUGCGCCCCGGCUGACCGGGCUGAUGAGGGCUCGAUAGUCGUGCCGCUGAAUUCCUGUGUAUCUAAGGGCUAGAACAUAAUACUGCGGUAUACACUGAUGAGGACUCGAUAGUCGUGCCGUUCAAUUAUAAUGGCCACGCGCCAUUUUCAGACUAACUUAUAUCCGAACUCUCCGUGAAAUGGUACCCGGAACGCACGCCACCAUAAGCGAUACUUUAUGCGGCGUCGCCACGGUCCAUGGCAUAGAUUCUGUGUAUCUAAGGGCUUGAACAUAAUACGGCGGUAUAUAGCCAUAUCUGUGCUAUCGCAUGUCUUCCAUCGGAGAGCGCGGAUUUUGUGUGUGAGUUCGCAUUUUGUGUGCGUGCCCUUAACGCGCCACCAGGAUGGUCACUCUCUCUAGCAUGAACGAAGAGAUUGUAAGAGUGAGGUAAGAGCUGCAUACCAUAUGCUCCCCCUCCUGACAUGGCGACAGCUGAAAAGAAUCAUGUGAUUAAUCCUUCCGAAACCCUUGAUUAGUCUAUAAUACGGAAAUCAGGUCAAUGAUGUUGAUUCUGAAGGCAGAAAUUCUAAUUUUAACGCUGUCAAACAAAAAAAAUUGCUAGCAUAAAAUGACAUUUACGGAAACAAUCAUAGAGUCGAAUUUUAAACAAAGAAAUUAAGGUUUUGACAUCGCUAAAUUUAAAAUUUCUGCCUUUAGAAUCGAUAUCAUUAUAGAGACAUUUUAAGGACACUACUAUGAAACUAAAGCAAUAAUACCAAUUCUGAACAAACCUAUUUUUAUUAAGAGCUACAAAAUUCAAAUAUUCAUUGGAAACUGGUAAUUACAGGAACUUGGUAACGGCCAUUUUAGUAUAAAGUUUUAAGUUUUAACAGCACUAAAUAUAUAUUUUAUGUUUUCAUCGUAAAAAAUCGGUCAGAAUGUCUACUUAUAUUUAUAUUUACCUACUACAUAUGUGUACUUAUAAUGUGAUAUAUGUAAAUAGAAUAUUAUUUAGGGUAAGUUUUUGUAAGACUGAAUUACCACUGAGAAAUUGACAUUCCGUUUUGUAUUAUAAAAAUGCUCAAAUCAACUAUUACCCAUGAAUUUUAGAUGUGAUUUCCGUGCCAAUAUGUUUUUAUGUGGAGCUAGAUGAUAUCAAUAGAUCUUUUAUACGAAUUUUCCUAUUUUUGUUUAUGUGUUAGAGAUAUAUUUAAAAAGUUUAACUUCAGCAUUGUAUCAUCCUAUAUUUAGUAACAAUCAUGACAUAUUUUAUGAUACCUGUCUUUUCCUCCUCUAUUUUCUAACUGUUAAAUGGUAUACUUUCGAUUUAUAUUGUUUCAGUAAGUACAACGUUAUUAUCGUCGAAAGAUCUUUUUGAUAACUUUUGUUGUCAACUACCUAGUCCCGUUAGAAAUAGGGUGAAAUUGGUCUUGAAAAUUGGUUGGCUUGAAUAUUUGUUACUUUAUCAUUAUGAAAGAAUAAAAGUAUAUUUUUAUGAUGAUGA